Messenger RNA from Didymella exigua CBS 183.55, 2147 nucleotides. Its product is annotated as oxalate decarboxylase oxdD. The record is from RefSeq and is a predicted model, not a curated record. The transcript is spliced from 3 exons. Gene Ontology annotation, biological process: oxalate metabolic process. The coding region runs from base 440 to 1813 and encodes 457 amino acids. NCBI's taxonomy places the organism in Eukaryota, Fungi, Ascomycota, Dothideomycetes, Pleosporales, Didymellaceae.
CUCCCCCCCGUUGCUUCCUCGGCUGCACGGUAGAUCUACAGGCACACGUUACUUAAGCUUUGGCGCACUAGCGGCAGCAAGCUUCCUGUCGUGCAUCCCGGCAAUUGCAGGAUAGCGCUGGAACUUCGCUCUGCGCCUUCUGGAUGAGGCUAUACAGCUGGCAUCGUGAGGCUUUGGUGAGACUUGAUAAGUGCGAAAUUCAUUAAUUGAGAUGCGGGGAAGCUGGCGAUGCGCUCGAUGUGGAUGGCGGGGAGCCAGAGACGCCCAUGUCAGAGAGCGUGCAGUGUCGUCAUUGGCAUGCUAACCGCGGAUCAGACGGAAUAAACCAGUUGAACCUGCAGUGAUCGACUGGCAAGUAAUUGCCAUGCCUGCGAUCAAAUAGCGACAGCUGCCCGCUCUUGUUUGCAUCUUUGCGAUUGAACUGGACUGAGAGGCCAUUAUGCAUUGGUCGAGCUUCAUCGUUGCGCUGGGCGCCUGCGGCGGUGCGCUGGGCGCGCCCGUCGAACAGCAGCCAUUGUCAGGCAAUUUGCGACACCACGCAGGUCCGCACAAAGUCGCGGAUCCGUAUACGCCUGACAACCGCAAUCCAUACGACAAGAAAGUUGAUGCGCAGGCCAACAAGCUGCAUCCUCUGCCAUGGCGGGACGGAGAUGGAGCAGACAUGCUGGGUCCGCGCAACAGGGAACGUGAGAGACAGAACCCAGAUCUUGUCCGCCCACCCAGCACCGACCAUGGCAACAUGCCCAAUAUGCGCUGGUCGUUCGCCGAUUCACACAUCCGCAUUGAGGAGGGUGGAUGGACGCGCCAGACUACUGUCCGCGAGCUGCCAACCAGCAAAGAGCUAGCAGGCGUGAACAUGCGCCUUGAUGAGGGCGUGAUUCGCGAGCUCCAUUGGCACAAGGAAGCCGAGUGGGCCUACGUGCUCGAAGGCGAGGUGCGCAUCACAGCUCUUGACACCGAAGGCGGCAGUUUCGUCGACGACUUGAAGAAGGGCGAUCUUUGGUACUUCCCCUCCGGACAUCCACAUUCUCUCCAAGGCCUGUCGCCUAACGGCACAGAGUUCCUGCUCGUCUUUGACGAUGGCAAUUUCUCCGAAGACUCAACCUUCCUGCUCACCGACUGGGUUGCGCGUACGCCCAAGUCCGUUCUGGCAGAGAACUUCCGCGUCGCACCUGAGGUCUUCCGUGCCAUUCCUGAGAAGGAGAAGUACAUCUUCCAAGGCUCGAGCCCGGACAGCAUCGAGAAGGAAAUCCCAAGCGACAGUCCUGGGUACAAAAAGUCGAAGUUGCAGUUCACGCACAAAAUGCUCGAUCAGGAGCCGCUGAACACAACAGGUGGCCAGGUCCGCAUCACUGAUUCAACUAACUUCCCGCUCUCCAAGACAGUGGCGGCGGCCCAUCUUACCAUCCAGCCCGGUGCGCUCAGAGAAAUGCACUGGCACCCCAAUGCAGAUGAAUGGUCCUUCUUCAUCAAAGGUCGCGCACGCGUGACCAUCUUUGCCGCCGAAGGCACAGCACGCACCUUUGACUACCAAGCAGGCGACGUUGGCAUCGUGCCGCGCAACAUGGGGCACUUCAUUGAGAACUUGUCCGACGAUGAAGAAAUCGAGGUUUUGGAGAUUUUCCGCGCAGAUAAGUUCCAGGACUUCAGUCUAUUCCAGUGGAUGGGCGAGACGCCGCAGCGCAUGGUCAGAGAGCAUCUGUUUGCUACAGAUCCCAAGAGCGGCAAGAAAUUCGAGGAGGCAAUCAGGAAUGCGGAGAAGGACCCCAUUAGGGAUACGCUGAGUGGGGAAGAGGAGAAAGAGGAGCUGUAAGCCACUGAUGGUGAAACGGGAGAGGUGGGAGAGUAGGAGAGAGGAGGAGAUAGGAGAGGAAGCACUCAAGUCACCAUGGCGGGGUUCUUCAGCGAAGGACGUCGAGCCCAGGGGCAGGUCGAUGCUGGACCAACUAACGAAAUGAUAGUGUAACGAUAGCCUUCACAACGUAGAUGCGUACAACCUCACUGCGAUGUAGAGGUCCCAUGAUCUGUUGUUUAGUAGAUGGCAAACGGGUUGGGUGUGGCGUGGCAGGCGUACGUGAGGAAUUCAUAAUUGAAGUUAAUUAUCAGAUUGUCUUCAGGGCAGUGAACCUAAGCCUGAAGAUACCGGA